AUGUCGUGCCUAGAGGAACUGGCUGCCCUGGCAAAUGAGAACCUGCUUGACUUCCUCCUGAAGGAUGAUGCUUCCUUCUCUGAAACCUUAGGGAAGGAGAAUGAUCAGCUGGAAGACUGGGACCUGUCAGACCUUCAGUGCCUGGACAACGACAUGGAUGAGUUCAUCAGCUCCCUGCUGAGCUCCUUUGGAGCUGAACCAGGCAUACUGGAGGGUCUGUUGCCUGAUUUCAGUGACAGCAUCAUUUCUGAGGAUCAGAAUCUGUCUCAUAUCCCUGACGACUUUUCUGGCAGCCCUCAGAGCUCAGACAUUGUGCAGGCUGAUCACAACUAUUCCCUCCACCAGGACCAGCCUGUGCUGGAAAGCAUGAGGUCUGGUAUGGCAGAAGGAGAUAUUUCUUCUGAUCUUGGGACAUGGAUGGGUUUGGAAGGUGCAAGCAAAGUACUGGAACAGAGCUCCAGUUUUCCCAUUGCUGAUGAUGUGGAUGCUGGACCCCAGCUUGUGCCUGAAGCCACUGUGCAGUCCAGCUUCCCAGAGCUGGUCCUGACAGAGGAGGAGAGGCAGCUCCUGGAGGAAGAAGGUGUUUCAUUACCAACCUGUCUGCCACUGACCGAAGCUGAAGAGAGACUUCUGAAGAAGGUGCGUCAGAAGAUCCAGAACAAACAGUCAGCCCAAGAUAGUCAUCCCAGGAAGAAGAUCUACCUGGAUGGCCUGGAAAGCAGGGUGGCAGACUGCACAGCUCAGAACCACAGACUGGAGAAGAAGGUGCAGCAGCUGCAGAAGAGAAACACGUCAUUGCUGAAGCAGUUGCGGACACUGCAGGCCGUGGUGAGGCAGUCCACCACCAAAACUACCACAGUAAAAACCUGCACCAUACUUGUGGUUCUGUCAUUCUGCCUUAUUCUCUCCCUCAGCAUCUGUUCGUUCGGGAACAGAGAGCCACAGCUGGAGCCCAGAGGACUGUCACAGCAGGCUGGUGAGCUUCCAAACCAAGUAGCACCUGAUGUGCAGGAGGAUGCUGCGCUGGAGGGGUUCAGCCCAAAGCCUGAGGAUCCCUUGCUGUCGUGUGGCCUCAGUCAAUCAUGGGAAGAGGAGCGGGGUCUGUCCAACCUUGAUCCCAGAUCUUUCAACAGCAACUCAUCCUCCAGCCCUCUGGCAUCAGCUGGCUCUGAGCUGGGCCCUCCCCAGCCUCAGGAGCAGUGCUCCCAGAGUGACCCUUUGCAAGCAGUGGUGCUGGCGGAAAGCCACGAGUCAGGA
Messenger RNA from Leptosomus discolor (cuckoo roller), 1257 nucleotides. The record is from RefSeq and is a predicted model, not a curated record. Lineage: Eukaryota; Metazoa; Chordata; Aves; Leptosomiformes; Leptosomidae.